AUGGGCUCACAUCAGGUUGCAGUGGAAAUUGAUUCCACCAAUGUUAUCGAGUCAUCCGCAGAGCAUUCAUCUCGGGAAGGCACAUCUGAGACACCUAUUGAUCAUGCCAACAGGCAGCCGUGUGUCAGUGGUAAUACUAUGACUGUCAAGUUCCCAGUGCCACCGUUCUUUCUUUGUCCUCGACAACCCUGUCGCACUCAGUUUUCUGCCGGUGCGUGGACUGCACAACGUCGUUCAUUGGAGCGGCACCUUGAAACGGUGCACGGAGUUCGGAUCAAGAAAACAAUCAACAUUUGCAUCGACUGCCACAGUGAUCUUGGAAUCCGUCCUUCCAACCAUGGUGAAGUAUGUAAGCGGGCAACAAUUAGGAGCGAGGUUGGGAUGGCAGACAUAACACGAUUCUUCCAGGACGCGUGGAGCCCAAAAGAACCUGAUGAGAGUGCGGAAAUUGGAAGACCCAGAGCCGAUGUGGAAAUAGGUCUGAGCCGGUUUACCCCGGAGGAAGUCAAUAGACGCCUGAAAAAAUGCGAGAACACGGCACCAGGCGACGACCGUCUCACAUACAAGCACUGGCGUUGCGCGGACCCCGAAUGCCGUUUCUUAGCUGCCAUCUUCAACCUCUGCCUAAAACACCGCAGGAUUCCCACGAGCUGGAAGACAACCCGCACUAUCCUGAUACACAAGAAAGGUGACCGCCAAAACCUCUCCAAUUGGAGGCCCAUAUCACUCGGUCGGACUAUAGGAAAACUGUACACUGGGUGCCUGGCCACACGCUUGCAAGCCUGGUUACUGGAUAACGGUGUCUUAUCACCAUGUCAGAAGGGGUUUCUUCCCUACGAUGGCGUACUGGAGCACAACUUUGUGUUACAGGAAAGACUUGACCUCGCCAGAACAACACGAGAAGAACUGUGCCUCGGCUUUCUGGACUUCGCGAACGCAUUCGGGUCUGUACCACAUCGAAGCCUGAUUCAAGCCGCCGAAGCGUCAGGAGUUGGCCCGACAUUCUGCGAAAUCCUUGAGGACAUAUACAAGGAGAACCAGGCAACAGUGAUGUGCAGCGAGGGAAUGACACCGUUGAUACCGGUUGAUGCUGGAAUUCGCCAAGGUUGUCCAUUGAGUGGGCUAUUAUUCAACUUGGUAAUCGACCCCCUGGUGCGGCAGAUCCAAGGAACCGACGACAAGCACCGCAUACUGGCGUAUGCAGACGACAUCACCCCAAUGGCAAGCACCCCUGAAGAGCUUCAGCAACAAUUGGAUCUGAUAAAUGAGCUUGCCACAGGAAUUGGACUAACACUUAACGCCUCCAAGUGCCGCACGAUGCACAUGUCGGGGAAACAGCCAGUGGGACUCCGUGCAACACAGUUCUUCAUCGCCGACACACCGAUACGACCUAUAGCGGAAUUCGAAGCAUUCACAUACCUAGGGAGACCUGUAGGCUUCAAUCCCCUCUCGGAGAAAUCCACGGUGGAGGAUGCUGUGGAACUUGGCCAGAAGACACUCGGCUCAGCACUUGCACCAUGGCAAAGACUGGACGCGUUGAAAACGUUCCUAUACCCUGGCCUGAACUUCGCUAUGCGGAUGGGAUCCCACACCAAAAGUGAAUGGAAGCGGCUUGACGAAUCCCUCCGACCCCUCAUUAGGCGGACUCUCUACCUCACAAACUCUGCGGCCACUGACUACAUAUAUGAGAGUACACAUAAAGGGGCUUCUGGCAUCCCUCUUGCAGCAGAACUGAGUGAUGCUGCACGAGUUGACACAGCUUUUAAACUACUAACGUCAAGGGAUCCAGCCACCCGCCCACUAGCUGGGAAAGCAGUUGAAGCCACAGUCAGUAAGCGACUACGUACCAUGGAGCCCGUCACGCCGGAUCUUCUCGGACGUUACCUCUCUAGGGACAAUGAAAAUGACUUCCGAAGCCCGUCCAGCGGACUCAAAACAGUGUGGACUGAAGCCCGGAAAGCCUCAUCACGUCUUGAUGUGAAGUGGACCUUCAGCCCGGACGGCCCGGAACUGCAAAAGAAUGGAGCAACCAUCGCACGCAGAAGACGCACGAAGGUGAUGAGCACACUACGGCAUCAACUACAAGAAGAACGGGAUAGGCGGCUUACUUCCCUCGCCAACCAGGGCAAGGUCAUGGAAUGUGUCGCUCUUGACAAGUCAAGCUCCCACUUCAUGCGCUCUGGACAGUUCACAAGAUUCGCCGACUGGCGCUUCAUUCAUCGGGCCCGCCUCAACCUCCUCCCCCUCAACGGAGCCCGGCCCUGGACACAGGGUGACAAACGAUGCAGACGGUGCGGAACACAGCCCGAGACCCUACCCCACGUCGCCAAUCAUUGUAUGCGGUAUUCGGCUGCGUAUACCAAGCGUCACAACAGUAUAGUUGAGCGAGUGAAACGGGCAUCACAGAACAAGUACAACGUGAUCAUUGAAAAUCAGGUUGUGGGUAACACCGGACUUCGGCCAGACCUGGUUGUGUCAAGAGGAGAGGAAGCAAUAGUCUACGACGUGACCAUAGUAUUCGACAACCGCCAGGAGGCUCUGCAAGCGGCUCGAGGAAACAAAGAAGAAAAGUACCUACCUGUGAAGGAGAGCCUGCAAAGGAGAUAUCACCGAGUGCAUAUCGAGGCAGUGGUCAUCGGAAGCCUUGGUAGCUGGGAUCCAGCCAACGACCGCGGACUCAAACGCCUUUGCUCAAGAGAAUACCUCAAACUAAUGAAAAAACUCUGCGUAAGUGAGGUGAUCUCCUCUACAAGGGACAUUUAUAGCACACACAUUACUGGUGUGUAA
Molecule: messenger RNA, 2787 nt
Organism: Ornithodoros turicata
Lineage: Eukaryota; Metazoa; Arthropoda; Arachnida; Ixodida; Argasidae
Exons: 1
Coding region: 1-2787 (928 amino acids)
Source: RefSeq, a predicted model, not a curated record